CACGACCACGACCACGACGAUGACAACAGCAAUAGCAACAGCAACAGCAACAACGUCAGAAACAUCAGCGGCCGAGAAGGAGAGAAAAAAGGACAAAAAAAAGAAAAAGAAAAAGAAGAAGAAACAUCAUCAUAAAAAGAAGAAUCAUAAAGGCACGAUUCAUAAUAACGAUAUUAUUACUACUAUAAUCUCAAUGACAUCUACCGGAGCAGUGAUAAUACCUACUGAAAGCACCAAGAUACCAAAUCUAUCCAUGACAACUCGAACAUUAUCAUUAUCACCUUCAUCAUCUAAAGCUUCUACUACUACUACUACUCUAUCACCAAAGAUAAAAACUCGUAAACAUCGAUCUCACUCAACACAACAAUACGAACAAUUCAUAUAUACGAGUAGUAUUACCAACAUUCCUACUACUACUACUACAGAAACAUCCCUUUAUUCUUCUGCCACCAUGACUCGUAGUAAUAUCAGAGAUCUUCCAUCUCAUACAUCACAUGACAAUGAUAACAUUCACUAUCAAGCUGCACAUAUGAAUGUAGUGAAUCAUGUUUUAGGAUUAGCAUUAGGAAUUGGCUUUGGAGGGCUUUCAUUACUUAUAUUAUCUGCCCUUUUCAUAUAUAAUUAUAGAAAAAGAAAAGCGGCUGGCCAUGAUUCGAAUAAUACGAUGGAUCAGAAAGGUGUCUUUUUCACAGAGAAGCCUUCCAUGUUCAAUAGUAAUAAUAAUAAAGCAAGAGUAACAGCCAAUGAUACAACGCAAGCGGAUGAUGAUAUACAAACUAAAUGGAGACCUCAAAGCUUUGCAAAUGUUGUAGCUAAUAUUAUUUCAACUCUACCUUCAGCCAUCACAAGAGAGACUCUUUCUAUAGAGCGUAAUAUUCAUUAAUACUAUAUUUGUAUGUAAUAUUAUUUAUAUCCGUAUCAUAAUAGCUUAUUCUGUUGUAAUAAUAAUAGAUAUUUAACAGUAAAGGAAAAAAAAAUAGCCCGAAAUUACAAGUCUAAAAAUAACUAAUUGAAUACAGAUCGUAUCGUGAUAUGAUCAUGAUUAUACAUCAGUCAUGGUGUGUGAGUGAGUGUGUGUGUGUGUGUGUGUGUGUGUGUGUGUAUGUAUGUGUUUAUAAACAUUCAUGUAUACUUUAUAAUAGUAGAUAUAUA
Molecule: messenger RNA, 1152 nt
Organism: Cokeromyces recurvatus
Lineage: Eukaryota; Fungi; Mucoromycota; Mucoromycetes; Mucorales; Mucoraceae
Exons: 1
Coding region: 20-883 (287 amino acids)
Source: RefSeq, a predicted model, not a curated record